CCAGUAUACUGGUGACCUUCCUUGUGUUGAAUAACUUAUAGCUGCACCAUGUGUACUUAGUCCACCAACAAAAAAUGUCCAAAAGCUCCAAAAUGUAGCAGUAGAAAGAGCGUCCAGUGGAUACAUUGAAAUCUUGGAUCAAUCACUAAAAUCACAGUCUAUGAAUUAUGCAUCUAAAAUACCAGAACCAGUAUCAGUUAGAGCAAUGACCACAGUCCAGUUAUUGGUGCUGUGUGUGUGUCUGGUCAGCCAGGCCAGUGGGUACAGUAGUGGACCCCCAGAGCUGGCCUGUAUCAGUAUGGUCCCCAGUGGUCAUGGCGCCAGUGGACAGAGAGGACCCUCCCCAUACACUAUCACCCCCAGUGUGGACCAGUAUGCAGAGGGAGGCAGUGUCACACUUACCAUAAAGGGAAAGAAUGGAGAGAGGUUUAAAGGUUUUUUUGUGCAGGCUCGUAGAGCAGAUCCAUCACUUAAUGUAGAGGAGCCCAUUGGAAGAUUUGACACCAUUUCUGGGUCCAAAAUUUUGUGUGACAAAGCGCUUGGUAAUGCCAUAUCUCACAGUAGCGGCAGUGACAAAUCAGAGGUGGUUCUAACCUGGAAUGCUCCAACCAGCUUCCAGGGACAUUUGGUUUUCAAAGCUACUAUAGUUCAGACGAAGACCGUGUUCUGGGAUAAUGAGAUAUCAGCUCUUGUGAGGGAUCCGACGGCCCCAGAUAUUGUCACCACCACAAUGGGGACAGGACCUCCUAUAGUGAUCACUAUUCCAGCAGUAAAGUUAGAUGGUUGUGGUAAUAGUAAGGGUUGCUACAGGGUGCCAGCAGGCUGUGUUCAAGGGCAGUGUAUAUAUGCGUUGUCAUGGCAGAAAGAUGGAGAAGACAAAAUCAAGUUUGAAAUGAUUGGUAAAAUGGAGGGAGAUCAGAAAUACGUGGCUGUUGGGUUUUCCAAUGAUAAACAGAUGGGUGAUGACAGUGUAAUAGCAUGUAUAUAUGAUGAAGACAAAGGAACAACAGCAGUUCAUCAGUAUUACAACUCUGAGGAUCCACUUACCUCUGGACAGAUUGGAAGCAGUGGUUUAGUAAGAGAGGGCGCCACAUAUGCCAACAGCACCAUCUGGUGUCGGUUCACCCGUACAAUCACCAGCUCUGACGCUAAAAUGAUGAAACCACUAAAUAACGAAUACCAUAUAUUGUUUGCCAAAGGACCAGUUGCUUCUGGUGCUGUGGGAAAGCAUGGAUUUGACUACUAUGGUGGCCCAGCUGUGUCGCCACGGAGAACCAACUUGAUCAAAACUGACAACAUUGGAGGCCGCGCCAGCUACCCUCUGGUGAAAGCUCAUGGUAUCUUGAUGAUCCUGGCCUGGGUGUUGACCUCCAGUAUUGCUAUCAUAUUUGCCAGAUAUUUCAAGCCAAUGUGGCCCAAUGACAGGCUCUGUGGAGAGAGGGUCUGGUUUGCUAACCACCGUACCUUGCAGAUCAACACGCUGAUCUUGACCAUCAUUGCUUUUAUACUCAUCUUCAUUGAAGUGAUGGGAUACAGCAACAUGGACUCUCCAGGCUUUGCUGUGGCUCACCCUAUCAUUGGUAUCAUAGUGACCAUACUGUGUGUACUGAAUCCAAUCAUGGCUCUGUUCCGUUGCCACCCCGAGGAUGAUUAUCGGCCCAUCUUUAACUGGUUCCACUGGAUUGUUGGAACUGUGGCGCACAUUCUGGCAACCAUCAACAUCUUCUUUGGAAUGAACCUGGCCAAGUCUGGGGUACCCUGGUGGGUGACCUGGGUCAUGUUGAUCUGGGUCCUGGUCCAGUUUAUCACUGAGAUUACCCUGGAGAUUCAUCAGUGCUGUGUACACAAGAGAAACAAAGACAAGCGUGAACAGUGGGAGAUGCAGAAGCGCACUGACCCCCGUGCAGAGAAGGUGCCGGAACCUGAACCCUCCGGCCGUCGUUUCAAGUCGACCAUGUUGGCCAUUUACAUCACCCUGACGGUCAUCCUGGUCAUCAUCAUGGUCAUUGCCAUCGCAGUGUCCUAAACUGACCAGAGGUCAACGUCACCAUACUAUGACAUGGAGCUGGGCUGGGGAAAUGAUUGUAGCAAGGAAAAUCUCAAGUUUUACAAGUGCCUCUGAUGUGAUAUUUGACUAACUAACCAUAGAGAUGAGCCAAAUUUUUAACAUCAUCUAGGUCCAUGUUGUGGAUCACACAUUGAGAUAAAAUAUUGUAGUAGAUAAAGGACCACAAAGUGUUUGAAUCCAAUUUUUUUACCUUAUUUUAGAAAGGAGCGUGUUUGAUGAAUAACAAGCUAUUUUCAUAAACCUUCUAUUUGGAUCAUUUAUUAAGACCUGCCUGAAAGUGUU
Molecule: messenger RNA, 2350 nt
Organism: Lingula anatina
Lineage: Eukaryota; Metazoa; Brachiopoda; Lingulata; Lingulida; Lingulidae
Product: ferric reductase 1
Source: RefSeq, a predicted model, not a curated record